AUGUUCCUCACAGGCAUUCUUUGCAGCAGGUGCGCCCUCUUAGAGCUCAGCGCGGUGCUGGUUGCUGUGUUGGGCUUUACCUCUUCCGGUUUGCUGGAGGAUGUGACGGUGGUGCGCGUUUUCCGGCUUGGACAGCUGCUGAGAACCGUCCGCGUGCUGAAUUUCAAGAUGUUCAGCGAGCUGCGCCAGAUCACUAUGGGCAUCAUGAACGGCUGCGGCGUCCUCUUCUGGGCGGUAGUCCUCCUGUUCGCUGUCAUCUACGUCUUUGGCGUUGUGAUGCGCAAUCUCGUCGGCGAUUCCAUGGACGAGUUUAAGACCAUCCCGAACUCGAUGUUCACUCUCUUCCGUUGCUUCACAGACGGCUGCUCCGACUACGAGGGGGCGCCCUUGGCAGAGCGCUUGCGGAUUGUCUACGGGGCUCCCUUCACUGUGGGCUAUGUCUGUGUCACCAUGCUGGUUGCCGUGGGCAUCUUCAACAUGAUCAUGGCCAUAUUCCUUGAGAAUGCUACAGCAUCUGCCGGCCGCCGGAAACAGCGAGAGUUGGGAGAGAGAGCGGAUAGCACAGAAAAGGCGCUCCGCCGCGUGAUUGUGCAGAUGGUUGACCCAACAUCUCUGGAGCGCGCUACAGGUGCGAGGGAGUGGGACCUUGACAGGAUCAGCGGGCUGUUCGACUUGCGACCGGCGCAGGAGGAAGCCGACAGGAAACGGACCACCGGGCAACCGUCGACUCAGCUCUUCUGGCAUACGCAGUACGAGCUGCUGAAGCACUCUGGUGUCACAGUGGAUCGCAAGACCUUCAUGCUCUGGCUUCAGGAGCCUGCCUUCCUUCAUGUCCUGGAGAGUGCAGAUGUGGAUGUGUCAAACAAGUUCGAUUUGUUCGACGUUCUGGAUGCA
This is a messenger RNA of Symbiodinium pilosum, 894 nucleotides long. The record is from the annotation of a GenBank genome assembly. Lineage: Eukaryota; Dinophyceae; Suessiales; Symbiodiniaceae.